CGGGUGCCUCGGCUGCUCGGCGGCGCUCGGCACUUUCCGCGUCGCUGGCUUUGCAGGGGCUGCUCCUCGCAGCCCAGUCGCUCUUUUUUCCGGGUUUGGAGCCGAUCCGGAUGCUGAGGGCGCCGGUGCCUGGUCUCCGCGGACCUGAGGGCUUCUGUACAUGGAUUAUCUGAGGAUGUCUGAGUGUCUCCAGAUCUCACUUGCUGUUUGUAGACUUGGCAUCUGCACGUGUUUCCGAGCGCUGUGCUGCAAGGGACCCCCGCCCGCGCGCCCCGAGUAUGACCUCGUCUGCAUAGGCCUCACGGGCUCCGGCAAGACCAGCCUGCUGUCCCAGCUCUGCAGCGAGAGCCCCGAGCACGUCGUGUCCACCACCGGUUUUAGUAUAAAGGCAGUGCCCUUCCAGAACGCCGUCUUGAACGUGAAGGAGCUCGGAGGGGCCGACCACAUCCGCAAGUACUGGAGCCGCUACUACCAGGGCUCCCAGGGCGUGAUCUUCGUGCUGGACAGCGCGUCCUCCGAGGGCGACCUGGAGACGGCCCGCAGCGAGCUGCACUCGGCCCUGCAGCACCCGCAGCUCUGCACGCUGCCCUUCCUCAUCCUCGCCAGCCACCAGGACAAGCCGGCCGCCCGCUCCGCCCAGGAGGUCAAAAAGUACUUUGAGCUGGAGCCGCUGGCGCGCGGACAGCGCUGGACCCUGCAGCCCUGCUCGCUGGGCGACGUGGCGGCGCUGAAGGACAGCUUCUCCCGGCUCAUCCAGCUGCUGGAGGAGAAGGACCGGGAGGCCGCCAGGAUGUGAGCCUGGCAGGGCGGUUCCCGGGCCUCGCGCCUUGUGCUCAUCCUCAUUUCCCGGCGUUUGGGUAAGGCGUCCUCGUAGAUCGGCGUCUGCUUUCCUGUUAUCUCAGACUCAUCUCUCUGCCCCAGAGACUAUUCGGCAUGACCGUCAAGCACACACUACUGAGGGACUCGGUUCUCUGUUUACCGCUGCCCGUCUCCGCCGCGUCUCUCCUGCCCCACGCGCCCCCGGAACGGCCCGGGAGACUCGGAGCCCUGCCUCCGCCCCCCGGUUUGGGGCGCAGUGUUCUGUGACUGGGCUCCCCAGAGUAUGUGUCUCAUUUCACCAUCUCUCGGGGGGUAUGUUAUGUUAUUUUUUAGUUUUUUGUAUACUGGCCUUACAGAUUAUGGGACGAAAAUGAGCACCAGAAGCUUCAAUUAACCCGAAUCAAAAUGGACCGUCCCGCCACGGGAAAGCGACUGAGGAUUUAGGGACAAGACACAUCGUUUCCGUCCCUGCGUCUGAAGUCCCCGCUCCCCGUUCCGAGACGCGUUCCAGGACACCGAGGCACAGCGCUCGCGUCCGAUUCCUGCGUGAGCGAGUCCUCGGCGUUUUUUUAACGGAAAGGUUGCCCUGCACAAAGCCGAGCUGCAACUUACUAUCGGGGUUUUUUUCUAAAAAUCUUGUGUCUGAUUAAAAUAGAAAAAAAUAAUUUUUUAAAAUAACAGGUAACGUUUUUAACAGCCACCCAACAGAGGCUUGUCUGUGCCGACCAUGGUGUGAGCGGCGUGGAUUUGACCGACGAGAAUCACGUGUCCAUCCAGCCGUCACGCGCCCCGUUCCGUGAAAAGGCGUGUCGUAUUUCCCGUGUAAACCUCGAUUUUCCGGGGUCUCCAUGUGCCCCUAACAGUACGCGGGGGCUGCGGCAAGUACAGAACUCUAGCGCCCGGUCAGUCUUUGCAACGAACGUUUUGUUUCGUUCCCCUGACGUGGUAAGGUGGCAUAGAGAUGAAGGCACAGUUUUCCCGAAGCCUGGCCCUUGGGCCUUUUCUGAAUCAGGAGCAGUCGGGGCUAGGGAGGUUUGUAGUUGAAAUACGCUUGGGCACAUUUUGUAGAUUUUUGACCACUUGCGAUUCUAAGCGGCCCAGUGACAGAAACUGCCCCUCCCCUGAGCACUGGAAGCAUGUCCGGGGUUUUAGGGUCGUGGCUGAGCCCCAAACACCGCAGCCCGCGCUGUCACAGCCGCACUGCCACGGCGACGGGCCGCCGUCACGCCCUGGAAGGUGUGGCGUUAACCGCAGCUUGUGUGGUUUCACCUUGUGGGCGGGUUUUAAUGAAAUCAUUACCUUUGAGACAUCAAACAUCAUCUUGAAGCUUUUUAUUUUUUUUUAAUUGAACGGAUCCAGAAGAUUCAUGUUCACGUCUGUCUGCGGCGACUUGGGUGUCUUGACACUGUAGCCGCGAGCAGCCCAGCACCAUCACCCGAUGCCCAGGCCCCGUCCCCGAUUCUGUCCUGUGUGCUCAUCCUCCGUGACAAAUAAAUGGUGAUCCGGC
Myotis daubentonii (Daubenton's bat) is the source of this 2326-nucleotide messenger RNA. It is a transcript of the gene ARL15, whose product is annotated as ARF like GTPase 15. Gene Ontology annotation, molecular function: GTP binding; GTPase activity. NCBI's taxonomy places the organism in Eukaryota, Metazoa, Chordata, Mammalia, Chiroptera, Vespertilionidae. The record is from RefSeq and is a predicted model, not a curated record.